This is a messenger RNA of Oncorhynchus masou masou (cherry salmon), 13881 nucleotides long. RefSeq names its product polycystin-1-like. The record is from RefSeq and is a predicted model, not a curated record. Gene Ontology annotation, cellular component: plasma membrane. Lineage: Eukaryota; Metazoa; Chordata; Actinopteri; Salmoniformes; Salmonidae. Gene Ontology annotation, molecular function: protein binding; monoatomic cation channel activity. Gene Ontology annotation, biological process: calcium ion transport; kidney development.
GAGUGUACACCGUCCUGGUGUCUGUGUCUAACCAUUACGAGAACAGAACACAGCGCAUCGACAUGCACGUAUACAGUGUCCUUACCCACGUCGACAUAGAAACAGAGCCCCGCCUCCUCCAGGCCGGCCAACCAGCAGCUUUUGAGGCUCACGCCUUGCCCUCGGCCUAUGGCAUCGUCUAUACGUGGGAUUUUGCCGAUGGCUCCGCCUCCAGAGAGGGGCCUCAACGUCGCGUCAACCACACCUACGGGGUCGGCCACAGUGGCGUCCAUAAUGUGUGUGUGUCCGUGAAUAAUACCAUCAGCUGGACGAAGGCCUGCGCUGAGAUGUUGGUGUACGAGGAGAUUAAAGGGUUAACGGCGACCUCCUCCGCCCCGACCGAGCUCAACACCCCGACGACGGUCUCUGCACACCUGGAGGCCGGUAACAACGUCACCUGGAGCUUCGACAUGGGCGACGGGUCCAUGGUGACAACGGCGGGUUCCGAGGUUCCGCACACCUACGUGAAAGACGGGAACUACACGGUGAACGUGACGGCGUGGAAUGCGGUGAGCGCCCGCUGGACCCUGGUACCUGUCCAGGUGUUCGUGCUGCAGGUGGUGAGGCUGGAGCCGGCGGGCUGUGUCCGGGAGCUGACCCAGGUCGACUUCCAGGCCUUCGUUUCGGGGAAUGCCUCCUCUCACCUGUAUGAGUGGAGCUUCGGGGACGGGACCACCAACCAGACACACCUGGGCAGCCCCAGGAUCAGCCACUCCUAUGGGGGCAGCGGGGACUACCACCUCUCCCUGCUGCUGUCCAGCGGCGUCAACAAGGCCAACUUCUUUGCGUGGGUUUGUGUCCAGCCGGUGGUGUCAAACGUGACCCUGACCCCAGAGAAGUGCAACUUCAGACUGGGGGAGGAGAGCCGGUUCAGGGCCAGCGCCCGGCCAGACUUCGACUACACCUACCUAUGGGAUUUUGGGGUGAUUGAGGACUCUACACCUGUCCAGGGCCAUAAGGACAUGGUGUUCACCUAUAAAAACCCUGGUCAGUACCUGGUGACGGUCACUGUGUCCAACAACAUCUCCUGCAGUAACGACAGCGUCCUGAUUCAGAUCCAGCGGCCGGUAGGACUGGUCCUGAUCCAACAUAACGGGACUAGAUCUAAUAACCUGACUCUUAGGGAGGUGUACCUCUUCACCACCUCUUCGCUGGCGCCUGCCAGCCUCUACACCUGGGAUUUUGGUGACGGAACGCCCCUCACCCCCGGCCCGAACGCGACACACGCCUACAACGUCUCUGGAGUUUUCAAUGUCACGCUGACGGCGGCGAACCCGGUGAGCAGCAACCACACCCGGGUUGCCGUGGCGGUCCUGGCACCCAUCCGCGGCCUGGUGGUCAACGCUGAUCGGGUCAACGUUCCCAUAAACGCCACAGUCAACUUCAAGGCUCACCUGGAGGAAGGCGACGGCGUGCGGUUUUCGUGGAACCUGUGUGACGGCUGCACGCCCAGGCUCCAAGAAUGGAAGACUCAUUACACCUUCCGGUCGGUGGGGACGUACAACGUCAUCGUCACGGCAGAGAGCGACGUGGGCUCAGCCCAGGCCAGCGUAUACAUCUACGUGCUGCGGGAGCUGGAGGGGCUGCAGAUCCAGCCUGAGGAGGAGAUGGGGGGCGAGGGGGGGUGCUGCUACGCUACAAACCGUGUGCUCCACCUCCAGGCCGCGCUGAGGGAAGGGACCAACAUGUCCUUCAGCUGGAACCUCCUCAGGGAGUUGGCGCCGGUCAGCACUGCGCUUAACCUCAGCGGGAAGACCAUCCCAGUCAACUUCUCCACCCCUGGUCCCUGUGACGUCUUCCUGCGGGCCACCAACCUCCUUGGAACGCUCGCGGUGAACAGAACCAUCCAGUUCCUCGAUCCGGUUGGAGAGCUGUACCUGGAGACCAGUGUCAACCCUGUGGCGGUCAACUCCUCCACUAACCUGACGGUGUUGGCCAGUAAAGGCUCGGACCUGCAGUACCGGUGGUCGGCUGAUGAGGGCGCUCUAGGCUGGAAUGAGCCCUCUGUGGUUCAUCGGUUCACUGUUCCAGGAAUGAAGGUCGUUACUGUGGAAGUGUCCAAUGAGGUCAGCGCCGAUACGGUGUCCAAGUUCAUUGACGUCCAGGAAGUGGUAACAGGAGUUACGUUCUCUGCGACUAACGUCACGGAGCAGAACUUUGUGGCCACCGGCGUCAAUGUCUCCCUCCACGGAGAAUUGAGGACCGGCACCAACGUAUCUUGGACCUGGCUGUUGCUGGGCAGAACAGAAAUGGGACGGAGUGUGUCCCACGUUUUCCAGGAACCAGGGCCGUUCACUGUUAUGCUAAAUGCUACCAACGACGUUAGCGGCGAGGCGUUUUCCAGAGAGUUGACGGUACAGGAUAAGAUUCAAGGGUUGGAGCUGAGGGCCAGUAAGAGGAUCGCGGCGGUCGGGGAGAGGGUGGAGUUUACCAUCGCCAAGGCGUCAGGGACGAAUGUGAGCUUCAUCCUCAGCAUCAGCGGAGACUCGACCAUUUUCGGCCUCAACCAGACCUACGUUCACCAGUUCAGCCGGGUCGACACCUACAUGGUAAACCUAACCGCACACAACCAGGUGAGUUCUGAGCGGCGCCACCUGCAGGUGGAGGUGAUGGAGCCAGUGAGCAUGCUGAGUAUCCUGGACUGCUGUGACGCCGCCAUGCCUGUGGGCGUCAAGAAGACCUUGGUAGCCGACAUCCUGACAGGAAACCCGGUGACCUUCCUGUGGACCUUUGACCUGAACCACCUCCCCCUUCCCCACAUCGGGAAGGAGGUGACCUACAUCCCCGACCAGGCCGGGUCACUCACCAUCUACCUGAGGGCGUUCAACUUGCUCAACGGCCAGAACAUCACCAAGCACAUCCAGGUGCAGAACGUUCUGACGGAGGCCCGGGUGGAGGCCCGGCCCAGAGACACCUUCAUCAACAAGACGGUGAUGCUGAUGGCGGGCGUCACGCCUCAAUCCACACCCGUUACCUUCCUCUGGGACUUUAGGGACGGCUCUGCGCCCCUGCUCUCCACCACCUCCUCUGUUGAACAUGUGUACGCGUUUCCAGGUCAAUACCUGGUCCAGGUGAACUGUAGUAACUUGGUGAGCUGGGUGCUAGCCAGGGUGGAGGUGACCAUCAGGGUGUUGGAGUGUGAGGAGCCAGAGGUUCAGGUAGUCCAGGCUCCUAGGCUAGCCAUCUGGCGCUACCAGCCCACCCUGGUGGAGGCUAGCGUGGACCUGAAGGCUUGCAUCCGCUACGGAGCCCAGUACCUCUGGGAGAUCUUCUCCACCCCGCACUGCAACUACGACCAUUCGGUGGCUGCACCUCUGGCCUCUAAGAUCCCUCUCCCGGGGGAAGUAGACGUGCGACGGCUGCAGCUCUCGUUGCCCAAGAUGGCUCUGCGUUCCGGGAACUACUCGCUGGUGUUCUCGCUGUCCUACCAGGGGGUUCCCCUGAGGAAGACUGCCUGUCUACAGCUAACCGUCAUGGCCGCCCGCCUUGUUCCUAUCAUAGAGGGAGGGACCUACAGGGUGUGGUCCAGGACCCAGGACCUGCAGCUGAGUGCUGAGCAGAGCUAUGACCCCAACAUGAGCCUGGACAACCAGUCACUACUCCACUACCACUGGGACUGUGUCACCACCUCCAAGGGGCCAUCAUACUGUUCCAGUCUGAACUUUGGUCUGGGGUCCAGUGGUCCUGUCCUGGGUAUCCCUGGCUCUGAGCUCCAGGCAGAUGUAGAGUACACCUUCAGACUGACGGUCCGCAAGGAGGGAAUGGCCCCAGAGUCUACUACACAGACCGUGAAGGUCAGUGUCCCCAUGGUCUAUCUGAGGUGUGUCUCCUGUAAGGCCCGGUCCAUCUUCGAGGUCAGGUUCCUAUGUCUCCUGGCUGGAACCUGCACCAACUGUCACCACUUCCACCGUCUCAAUAAGAUGAAAGUGUCACGUUGGACGGCCGCCACCCUUCGUAACGAGACCCUGGUCCUGGACUCCAGCAGCACAACAACCGGACGUGACAGUAUGAACCUGGUUCUCCGCCAGGGCAUCCUGCAAGACGGAGACUCCUACGUCUUCACCCUCCACGUAAGCGACGGCAACAUGGACCGCGAAGGCGUGGCGUCCAUCACGCUACAGCCCAACAUGCCCCCGGCGGGCGGGGACUGUGACCUGCGAGUGGGGGGAGGAGGAGAGGGGGGACCAAUCAGAGCACUGGUGGACAGGGUGUACUUCAACUGUUCAGGUUACAGUGACCUGGGCGUGUCAGAGACCCCUCUCCUGUAUAGCCUGUUGGUGACCCGCUGCAGUGACAUGCACUGUGAGGAGUUCUGUGUGUAUAAAGGGACCAGUCCAGAGCACUCUGCCUUCCUGCCCCCUGGGUUCAGAUCAGGUCGAUACAGGGUGUCAGCAUCCAUUACUGUAGAAGACCACCAGGGGGCAGCAAUCACCGCUCUCAACAACUCUGUGGAGGUGGUUCUUCCAGACAGUCCUCCAGGCUACAGCAGCCUGACCCACUGGCUCAGUGAGCUGACCUCCACCACACUCAGACAGCUACUGAAACAGGGAGACUCACAGAGGGUCAGAGAGCUGUCCCUGGUCCUGAUCACCGUUCUCAAUGAGUAUGAGCAGACCCGUGAGUCGCCGAUAGUAUCCAGGGCGGAGCGCGGUUACCGGGUCAUCGUGCGUAGUGACAUCACCAGAGCUCUCACGGCCCUCGACCUGACUACAGUUAACGACAUACAGCAGACCUCGGCUGCCCUGGCACAAUGCACGGCGGUGAGUCGUGAGUUUAUCUGUGAGGAAUGUCAGAACAGCACGUUGAAUAAGCUGGAGUUGAUGUUGGACAUCCUGGAGACAGACACCAAGCAGGGAACAGUCACACCUACUGAGAUAGCAGACAACAUCCUCAACAUCAUGGGUGACCUUAUCCACCAGGUUAGCCAGUCGGCCUCCCAGCAGCUCUUGGGGCCCCCCGCUCCAUCUGGACUCCUCCCUCCCCCAGCCCCACCAGCCCUUCCCCCCGAGGCCCACCCCCUGCGCGUAGCAGCCAAGGCCUAUAAUCUGUCGUCGGCGCUGAUGCGUAUCCUGAUGCACUCCCGCGUCCUUAACGAGGAGCCACUGGUGCUGCGGGGGACGGAGAUCGCCGCCACGGGGAAACGGGCCGACCCCCAGUCACUGUUCUGUUACCACGACGAUGACUCACCGGAGUGCAGACGGUUCUCCAUCCCCAGAGCCUUCAACAACAGUCUGAGCAGAGCAGCUACCAGCGUGGUACAACUCAUGUUCCAGGUGGAGCCCAACCCGUUCCCCUUUAACUUUGUGGCUAACUACACAGUCAGUACCGAGGUGGCCUCCAUGGAGUUCCGGGCAGAGAAUGGUUCCCAGAUCCCAAUCUCAGACCUCGACGACAACCAAGCCAUCACCGUUGCCGUGAACAAUGGCAGCCACCGACAGCAAUGGGGCAGGGUGACGGGAGUCCCUUUAGCCAGGGCCGUUAACGUGAGCCGGUGUGACUCUGUCAUCGUACGGGUCAGCGCCGGUAACUCCAACCAGCAGGCCGGACUGUUCAUCCAACUCAACUUCACCACCCUGGACGAUGGAGUGUGGUCAGAGGUGAGCGAGGCGGACCCCUCCAUCAUGACCUACCUCCACUCCUCCAACUGGCCCAACGAGUUCAACUUCACAGACAGGAAACGCAUCACACUCAGCAUGACCAGGGGGCGGGACCUGGACCACAGGAAGUACACCUUCUUCCUGUCCCCAGAGUCCCAUGACACAACCCUGGACUACUAUGUCAACGUGACAACGGGCUGUACCACUGACUCCCCCAGUGCGGGGGUGCGUCUGGAGGUGGGUGUGUUUACGUCCCUGUGCCAGUACUUCAGCGAGAGCGCCAAGCUGUGGCGUACGGACGGCAUGGUGCCGCUGGCAGAGACCAAUGCCAGCCGGGCCGUCUGCAGCACCCGCCACCUCACAGCCUUCGCUGCCAGUCUCUUCGUUCCACCUGAUGCUGUCACCUUCAUACGGCCUGAGCGGGGGGUUCCCAGCCUCGUGGUGUUGUUGACGUGUGUGGUGGGGUUGCUGUGUUACGCCGUGGCGGCGGCCAUCUUACAUAAACUGGACCAGCUGGACCUGAGGAGGGCGGGAACGGUGCCGCUCUGUGGACACGACGGAACAUUCAAGUACGAGGUGCAGGUCAAGACUGGCUACAGCCGCGGGGCAGGCACGUCGGCACAUGUAGGCAUCAGUGUGUACGGCUGUGAGGGGCGUAGCGGGCAUCGACACCUGGACAGCCCCGGGGCCUUUGCACGUAACGGACUGGACAUCUUCCACAUCGCCACGGAAACUAGCCUGGGCAGCGUCUGGAAGAUCCGCGUCUGGCACGACAACAAGGGUCUGUCUCCAGCAUGGAAGCUCCAGUACGUCCUGGUGAAGGACCUACAGACAGGAAGCAGUUACUAUUUCGUGGUAGAGGAGUGGCUGUCAGUGGACAACGAGAGGACGGAUGGAGGCGUGGAGAUAGAGGUGGAGGUCUCAGAAGAGGCAGAGCUUCGUCGGUUGCCCCGCCUCCUGAACUGGGAGCUUCAGCGUGCUCUGUGUGAGAGUCACUUGUGGCUGUCGCUAUGGGAACGGCCCGUCCGCAGUCCCUUUACCCGCCUCCAGAGGGCGACAUGCUGCGCCCUGCUGCUACAGCUCUGUCUGCUGGCUAACACCAUGUGGUACAGCACCGUGGCCAAUAGGAGCUACAGCUCUGUAGCAGUGUCCAGGCUGGUGGUGGUGAAUGUGGAGACUGUGGCUGUGGGAGUGGUCAGCUGUCUGGUGAUUUACCCCCUCUACCUGCUGGUCUUCACUCUCUUCAGGAUGAGUCGUAGCAAGUGUGUGUCAGUAGAACAGGUGCCGUCCUCCCAGGUGGACCAGGAGUCAGUGGAGAUAGAUGACUUCCUGGACAACUCCAUGGCAGGAAGCUCCUUCCUCAUCUUUAACGGUGUCCCUGGAGAGACCUAUUCAGAAGAGACCAACGUGGACCUCCCCCCCACACCCUCCACCAAGAGUGUCCAGAGUUGGGGUGUGGUUCAGGAAGAGGAUGACGACGAGGAGCGUGAUUGGCCAGAGUUGUUGAGUGACAUGUCUGAGGUGGGAGGGGCGGGUCUGGGGGCGGGGCUACCCAAGUUGAAGAGAGGUCAAGGUUCAAGACACCUGGGGGUGGACAUGACCCUUCACCCCGACAAUGACGACCUCACACACCGCAAUAAGUACUUCACAUCCUCAGAUGAAGACCUGAUUAAACGGAUCCUGGCGGACGGCCAGCUGCAGGUGUCUCAUCUCUGUGACCCCCAACACUUCUUCUCCCAGACAGCAGACAGCGAGACGGCCGACCUUAUCUUUGGUGAUAAGACAGAGGUGGUCCUCCUCCAGAAGAUGAAUGAACCGCUGUCCCUCUCGGAGCUGUCCUCUCUCUCUCUUCUCCUCUCCCCUCCUUCUCCCCUUCACUUCACAGCCUUCACCUCACGCACAGUUGUAACAGACGUGUGUAGUCCGAGGCGUUUCCCUCCCUGGUGUGGGCAGGCUGCUCUAUGGGGCAGCUGGUCGGGGCUUGUCCUAGCCAAUGGGCUGUCAGUGUGGGCAGGAAGAGGCUUCAGUGAUGCCGUGGCUCUGAUGUGGCUCAUUUCCUGUAUCGGUAGCUUCCUGUCCUCCUGCUUGCUGCUGGAGCCAAUCAAGGUGCUACUAGAAGGCCUGUACUUUGCCCUGUGGGUGAAGAGGCUCCGCCCAGAGGAGCAGGAUGUCCUGGUGGAGUGUCCUCGUGUUGACAGAGUUGUCCAGCGUGUCCCCAGAGUCAGACCACCCCAAGGCUUCGCUCUGUCCCAGGCCAGACAGCAGGCCCGCAAGGUCCACAUGCUGCACAACAUGCUCAAGAACUUCCUGGUCUACAUGCUCUUCCUGUUGGUGGUGUUGCUGCUCAACUACUCUGACACGACCAAGGACACACACAGCCUGCGACUCCGCACACAGCUACAACUCACACUACACACACCGGACCAGGCCAACAUCAGCAGGCGUGAGGAUGUGUGGGCGUGGCUUUCAGGCUCCCUGUUGCCGAGGUUACUGGAUGGCCCCACCCUAAUGCAGGAAACAGGAAGUGUGCUCCUGGGCACGCCCAGACUACGACAGAUACGAGACGUUAGUCUGUCCUCUCCAGGUCCCAUCCAUGGGGCAGGAGCAGCAGGCUGGGGAGAGGGGUUGACUGGCUCAGCAGUACACAGGAAGCUGACCCAGAACUGGACCUUACACACGGCUGAUGACAACGGAGCGUGGCGUUGGGGUCAGGUGAUGGUGUACGGGAGCGGAGGUUUCGUCCAACAGCUGAACAGGAACAUAGAGGAGACCAGAACAUCACUACAGUACCUACAGCAGUUACACUGGAUGGACCACAUGACACGGGCUGUGUUUGUGGAGUUCUCUCUCUACAACACCAACACAGACCUUUUGGCCUUCUUCUCCUUCCUGUUUGAGUUCCCCGUCUCUGAGCACACUCAGUCCAGCCUCGACCUAUUGACCUUCCGCCUGCAGCCUAUCACAGGCCUCGACCUGCAGCUGCAGCUCACGAUCCUUCUCUUCUCCCUCGUGGUGUAUUUCUGUGUAUGUGCGGUCCUGGGCCUGAUGAGAGAGGGCUGGGUAUACCUCCUGUGCCCGUGGCGGUUGCUGGGCGCGUGCAGCCUGGCGAUGGCAGUGUGUGUGUGUGGCCUCCACAUCAGCCGAUGUGCCGCCGCCGGGCGCCUGUGGGCGUCGUACCUGCGGCAACGAGACGGGUACACUGACUUCUACCCGCUGGCACGGCAGAGCCAAGCUUACACCCUGCUGUCUGCCAUGCUCCUGUUCAUACUGGUGUUGAAGGCGUCCCACCAGUUGCGUUUCCUGAGGGAGUGGGCAGUGUUUGGCAGGGCUCUGAGACGCUCUGUCUGGGAACUGAUAGGAACAGGUCUGGUCCUGCUGGUCCUGCUGCUGGCCUACUCACACACGGGACACCUGCUCUUCCACUCCGUGAUGGACGGAUAUGGCAGCGUGAGCUCCGCCUGCCUGUCGUUGCUAGGCGCCGGCGGGCGCGGCCUGUUGUCCUUGCGACCAUCGUCAACAACAACCGGCCCCUCUAGCUCCGCCUCCAGCCUGGUGUUCCACGCGAGCUUCGCCGUGCUGCGGCUGGCGUUGCUAUGGCUGGUGACCUCUGCGUUGUUAAGGAACUAUCGUCGGGCGCGGGCGGAGUUGUACCGCCCGGUGGUGGACCUACAGGACUAUGAGAUGGUGGAGCUGUUUCUACGACGAUUGAAGAUGUGGAUGGGCCUCAGCCGUACCAAGGAGUUUCGUCACAAGGUGCGUUUUGAGGGCAUGGAGCCCCCCCCCUCUCGCUCCUCCUCCACCAGUGACUGUCAAUCCCUGUGCCUGCCCCCUCUGGACGGCUCUGAGUCGCCCCGCCCUGGCAGCCUGGACGGGACCUCUGAGGCCUCCUGGAGACCCACCUCUUCCAGCCCCUGUAGCCUGACAGAGGCCCCCGGGAUGGGGCUAAGCCUGGGUCCCGGCGGAUUGGGACCAGGUGCGUUGGCGGGUGGAACAGCCUGGCGAGAAAGGGCGGAGACUGAGGCGACUCUGAAGAGGCUUCUCCCCACACUGGAUGCUUUGCUGCAGCAGCUGGACCGGGUCACCGUGGCGACCGAGGAGCUGUACCGUACUGAGUGUGUCCUGGAGCGUGCCCAGAGGAAAGGAGGAGGGCCGAGGGGGAGGAAGGGGAGGAGAGGAGAGAAGGAGAGGGGGAAGAGUAGAGAGGGCCGAGGAGGGAAGGGAAAGGGGGAUGAGCAAGUCUCUGCUGGACGGAGAGAAAGAAAAGGAGGUCAGCAGAAAGUCAACACUGUGGUGGGGGUGGUGGGGGUAGUGGGCGCGGCUCAGCCUAAAGAUACAGGGAACUCUGGGGCUAACCCUAAACAUACCCCUGUAUCUGCCCCUAUACCUGACCCAAAAUGUACCCCAGUUUCUCCCCAUAUCAUUUUCCCUGCCUUGACCCCUGCUCCUGUACCCCUCUCUACUCCCGCCCUACCCUCCACCCCUGCCCUCUCCUCCUCCUCCACUCCCGCCCCUCGAGAGUGGGACCCCCCUACGGAGAGAGAGACCGUGCCCCCCUCCAGCCUCUUCAACCACCCGGCCCACACCACCACCAUUCCCACACGCAAACGCAAGCCCCCGCCGCUCAAGAACAAGGUGCACCCCAACCCAGACAGGCAUGUGUCCGGACACCCCAAACCCUGAGGACCCCUCCUGAAGGACCCUCAAGAAGAAAGGAUGUUAGGGAUGGAUGGACAGAACGGGCCGUAGGGAGGAGUGGAAGGAAAGGAAGGAUUCUGGGUAGAGGAUGAGUGGGCGUCGGUCACAGCAGGUGAUGUCACUGGUGUUCCACUCUAAAUCCAGAAGGAGAGAAAGCGAGAAAUAAGAGGCCCCAAAACAGCGACCGCUCACCAUGGAGUUGGCAUGGAAACAAGGUGCAGGUCGCCAGUUCUUUACCCCCGCCCCCUAACCCUGACCCCAUGUGACCCCGGAGGUCGUGUGGUGGCAUCGACAGAAGCACAUGUUGUGCUGACAUUAGGAGUGAUGACUGUAUGUUUAGUCAAUGAAGAGUGUGUACACGACCCGUUGAUGAUGUACACAGCUUGUUGAUGAUGAUGUACACAGCUUGAUGAUGUACACAGCUUGUUGAUGUACACAGCUUGAUGAUGAUGAUGUACACAGCUUGUUGAUGAUGAUGUACACAGCUUGUUGAUGAUGAUGUACACAGCUUGUUGAUGUACACAGCUUGAUGAUGAUGAUGUACACAGCUUGAUGAUGUACACAGCUUGAUGAUGAUGAUGUACACAGCUUGUUGAUGAUGAUGUACACAGCUUGAUGAUGAUGAUGUACACAGCUUGUUGAUGAUGAUGUACACAGCUUGUUGAUGUACACAGCUUGAUGAUGAUGAUGUACACAGCUUGUUGAUGUACACAGCUUGUUGAUGAUGAUGUACACAGCGUGUUGAUGAUGAUGUACACAGCGUGUUGAUGAUGAUGUACACAGCUUGUUGUUGAUGAUGUACACAGCUUGUUGUUGAUGAUGAUGUACACAGCUUGUUGAUGAUGAUGUACACAGCUUGUUGAUGAUGAUGUACACAGCUUGUUGUUGAUGAUGUACACAGCUUGUUGAUGAUGAUGUACACAGCUUGUUGUUGAUGAUGUACACAGCUUGUUGAUGAUGAUGUACACAGCUUGUUGAUGAUGAUGUACACAGCUUGUUGAUGAUGAUGUACACAGCUUGUUGUUGAUGAUGUACACAGCUUGUUGUUGAUGAUGUACACAGCUUGUUGAUGAUGAUGUACACAGCUUGUUGUUGAUGAUGUACACAGCUUGUUGUUGAUGCUUCAGUGUGUUAUCUAUGCUGUUGCAUUUGCUGUUUCUAUUUGAUCAUGAACACAAAAGGAAGCUGUUGUUCUGGAUCACCAUGGGACCUGUCUAAAUGCUCUGUUCAGGAGCUUUGGAGAUGUCACGCACACACGCACGCACACACACACUCACACACAGACACACACACACACACACACACCCACUCACACUCACACUCACACUCACACUCACACACACAGACACACACACACACAAGCUAGUUGGUACACACACUCACGCAUUUUAGGUACAACCACGCAACCUUUGCAUGAACACAGAUGCUAAAAUCAAAGAGGCUAUCAGGGUGCAACCAGACUGGCUGCUUCAGGACUCCCAGGUAGGGAGGGAGGGAGGUAGGGAGGGAGGGAGGGAGGGAGGGAGGAAGGAAGGAAGGAAGGAAGGAAGGAAGGAAGGAAGGAAGGAAGGAAGGAAGGAAGGAAGGAAGGACAAUGAAGGAGAAGAGAAGGGAAGAUACUGUAGUUGGUGAAAAAGAUGAGCAACAGCAGGAGAGAUUAAUGUGUUGAAGUGUUGUAAGAUCAGUUGAUUGAGAGAAUAAUAAAAGGAAAAGCGAGAAGAAGACAUCUAUGCUUUUAGUCUGGAGUCUUAACUCCGUCCUAAACUACAACUCCCACCUUAAAAACUACAACUCCCACACUUAACUACAUCUAUGCUUUUAGUCUGGAGUCUUAACUCCGUCCUAAACUACAACUCCUACCUUAAAAACUACAAUACUUAACUACAUCUAUGCUUUUAGUCUGGAGUCUUAACUCCGUCCUAAACUACAACUCCCACCUUAAAAACUACAAUACUUAACUACAUCUAUGCUUUUAGUCUGGAGUCUUAAAUCCGUCCUAAACUACAACUCCCACCUUAAAAACUACAACUCCCACCUUAAAAACUACAAUACUUAACUACCAGGAGGAAGCGAGGGUACAUUGCUACAAUAUAAUCUUGGUUUUGGAAUAUUAUCAGUAAACAUGUAUGUUGCUUUCAAUAUGGUUCUAAUUUAAAGCACUUUUGUUGUAGUGUGUGUUUUGAGUGCGAGUGUGUGUUUUGAGUGUGUGUUUUGAGUGUGUGUGAGCGUAUUGAAAAUAAUAAGCUUGGUACGAAAACCAAUAGAGAAAACCAAUAGAUGCUUCACACAUAUUUUAACAAUUAGCGUUGCCAAAGUCUGUGUAUUAUGUACGCGUCAAGAGUUGUAUCUUUUUAUAUUUUUAAAGAAAAUUCCUUUUGUACUUGGCACUUUAUCUCCUUCUGAAGCUCUUAUCCAUAUUUAACUCCUGUGUUACUUUCUCCAUUUUUUUUUGUUAUUUUAAUAUACAAAACAGCUAUACAAAAUGAUCUUCUAAUGAAUAUUAUAACAGUAACUAUGUCAGGAAAUUGAAGCGUUUUCAUUUUGUAUUUUCUUUUGUCAUUUUGUGUGUGUUUUUUUAUCAUUGUUUUUAUUGAUGGUCUACUUCCUGGAAGAAAAAAAAACAUUUCCUCCCCACAAACUUCCUGUUUCCUGUGGGCAGAUCUCAGGGACCCCGCCCCUCCCCCCCAAAACCAGGAAGUUGACCUUAUUUGUUUGUCCUCUUCUGUUUGUUGUUGUUGAAAGGUCAGAUGAAUUUCAAGUGAGAAGUGUCAUAGUGUGCUUUUAGAAUCGUUGUAAUGAUUCUCUGAUGUUCCAUCCAGACCAAAGUAUAUAUUAUAUUCAUCUCCCGUUAGAACACAGCCCACACGCUAGAACACUCUAGAACCAACCAUUCCAAGCCAUGUUCCCUUUUCCAAGCCCACAAAGAUAUUUUGGAUGUACAUUUUACUCCAAACCUGUUGGUGGCAGUCUCCACAAGAUUGGUGGUCCUGUCCAUAAACUUACCACAACAAUGUAACGUUCAGUUACAAAGUUAUAUCAAAACCCUGUUUUCCAAUCAGUCUGUUUGUAUAUGCGUGUAUGUAGCUACUUCUUGAGUUAUAUCAUUCUCAGUUUUGUUGAUGUGCUGCAGAGUUGUUGGUUUUUACGGUCGUUAAGCACAGGCGUUCCGGUUUCACACCUUCUUUUAGUGUCCUCCAUCCCCUAGACAACACACCUGACAGUUCCCAUAGCAACUCUCAGUUCACAAUUCAAGCGCAACAAAGAAGUUCUUAAAUCCAAAGAAAAAAUGAAGAGCAGGUUCUCCCAACACCCAUUUCUCCUGAGAUAUAUAUAUCGGCCUGGUUUUUACUGUGUGUAACUACAUCGUGCCAAAGCUAGUCCCUUCUGCAUGUUUAGUAUUUUGUCUCGGUGUAACACGUACUUUGUCCUACAUUUGCAUGUUGAAACAAAAGUGUUGUGGUCUGUUUUGUAUCGUUGUAUUGUAUCAUGCGCUUGUAGCAUUUCUCCUGCUUUUGCACUUGACAAAGUCGAAUAAAGAGUUUGACAGCUA